CACCUUUAAUUAUUGCCCUGCUGAGAGUCGGGAGUGGCCUCGUGCGCCCUCAGGGUGCGCCCCGCAGGCGCUGCACGCGCAGCCGGCGCGGGGCAGCUCAUAGGUAGGAUCCGGGACGAUGGGCGUGUAGCGCCGGAAGAGACGCGCAUCACACAGGAGCUUCCCGCACGCGGCGGCUUGGACUUUAGGAGUAACGAAGAUGAGUUUGCGGGUGAGACCCGGUUAUUCCCGGCAGGAGGUCAACAAAACGUCGUGGGAAGUACCGGAUCGGUACCGGGACCUGAAGCAGGUGGGCUCGGGAGCGUACGGGACGGUGUGCUCAGCAACAGACUCCAGAACUGGAGCCAAGGUGGCCAUCAAGAAGCUCUACAGACCUUUCCAGUCGGAGAUCUUCGCCAAGCGGGCUUACAGGGAGCUGAGGCUCCUCAAACACAUGAAACAUGAGAACGUGAUCGGCCUGCUGGACGUCUUCACUGCAGACCUCUCCUUGGACAGAUUCCUUGACUUUUAUCUGGUGAUGCCGUUCAUGGGGACGGACCUGGGGAAGCUGAUGAAGAUGCACAAGCUGUCGGAGGACAAGAUUCAGUAUUUGGUGUAUCAGAUGCUCAAAGGCUUGAAGUAUAUUCACUCAGCUGGUAUCAUUCACAGAGAUCUUAAGCCUGGAAAUCUCGGCAUCAACCAAGAUUGUGAACUUAAGAUCUUGGACUUUGGGUUAGCGCGGCAGACAGACAGCGAGAUGACGGGGUACGUGGUGACCCGCUGGUACAGAGCGCCGGAGGUCAUCCUGAGCUGGAUGCACUACACUCAGACCGUGGACAUUUGGUCCGUGGGCUGCAUCAUGGCAGAAAUGCUUCAAGGAAAACCUCUUUUUAAGGGCAACGAUCACCUGGAUCAGCUGACUGAGAUCAUGAAGAUCACAGGAACACCAAGUCCAGAAUUUUUGUCCAAACUUGUCUCUGAAGAAGCUAAGAAGUACCUCAAAAGUCUGCCAAAACAGGAAAAGAAAGACCUUCAGAAGGUGUUUCCCUCAUCUGAUGUACACGCCGUCUCUAUGAUGGAGAAGAUGCUAUUGCUGGAUCCAGAAAAACGAGUCACGGCCGCUGAGGCGCUCACGCUCCCUUACUUCACCGAGUUCAGGGACAGCGAGGAGGAGAAGGAGGCGCAGCCAUACGACCACUCCCUGGACAACGCGGAGCUUUCUGUGGACCAGUGGAAACGUCACACAUUCACAGAGAUCUUGACCUUCAAGCCCGUCCUGCCGGACUCCAAAGAAACCUCUCUUUAAGAAAGGCCUUGGACCUCUUUUGGAGAUCAGAUCAAACUAAGACUCCUUCAGCAGGAAAACCUUUGGAUCACAACGUUUGAUGAACGUUCUUCAGACUUGAUGAGGAUCCUUUUCUAGCCCAACCUUCAAUCAUUUAACAUUUUUCAUGUUUCUGAAAUGAUGAAAACUUAAAGCUUCGCUUUGAAUCGUUUAUAUAACUGCUAUUCUUGAAAGAAACCUCUAAAUUUGAGCUUUUUAAC
Messenger RNA from Oryzias latipes (Japanese medaka), 1524 nucleotides. RefSeq names its product mitogen-activated protein kinase 12a (gene mapk12a). Gene Ontology annotation, biological process: protein phosphorylation. Lineage: Eukaryota; Metazoa; Chordata; Actinopteri; Beloniformes; Adrianichthyidae. Gene Ontology annotation, molecular function: MAP kinase activity; ATP binding. The record is from RefSeq and is a predicted model, not a curated record.